UGUCACAAUUUUCGUACGAAAUUGAAAUUUCCCCGAUUCUCAAGUAUACUGAAUCUUGCCAUUUCUGCCAUUCGCCAAAACCUACGCAGCGAGGAAGAAGAAGAAGAAGAGACCAUGGGAAUCUCAAACCUCUCUUACGAGGAAUGUCGUCAGAAAAGAGUUGAAGAAAACAAGAAGAGAAUGGAAGCCCUAAAUUUGCCCUUACUUUCUCAAGCUCUCCUCGAUUCUUCGCCUUCCAAGUCCUCCCCUAGUAAGCAGGUCAAGCCUCGCGUGAUGCAGAAACAACUGGUGGUGGUGAGGAGGUCCAGUCGCGUAGCAAAGCAACCAACACCUGUUUACGCUGAAGUUCUUGUCGAUCGUGUGGCGAUCCCUAGAAGGAUCUCCAGAGCAAGAGAUUUUUCAGACCAGUUUUAUGCUUCGGAUGAAGCAAGAAAAAAAGCCUUUGAAAGAGCUCUUGAGUUACAAUCUCGAUUGGAGCCGAAUUAUCCCAGCUGUAUAAAGUCGAUGGUUCGGUCUCAUGUUAGUGGUUGUUUCUGGCUGGGCCUUCCUUCUCAUUUCUGCAAGACGCACCUUCCAAAGAAUGAUGGAGUAAUGACUUUAAUAGAUGAAGAUGGUGAUGAGUAUCCCAUAAUAUAUUUGGCGCGAAAAACAGGAUUUAGUGGGGGAUGGAAGGGUUUUUCAAUUGCUCAUAAGUUAGCUGAUGGAGAUGCUGUGGUUUUUCAACACAUUAAACCUACAGCCUGCAAGGUGUACAUCUUUAGGGUGAAUGGUUCCAAACAAGAGAGUGAUUCUAACAAUAGCUAAAUGAUUUACUUUCUUAUCCCAAGUCAGGUGCAUGAUGAUGCUUAGUGUACGAUCAUGAUCUCCUACUCUAAGAUUAUUUUGAAAAUGCUCCAGUUCAUUUCAGGUGAUAAUUUGAAGAGGGUUGGGGAAGACAUAAUGCAACUACUUUUUUCCAAAUUUGUUUUGGAGUAAAAGGCAAUCUGUGUCUUGUACAAUCUUGUAUCAGCUCAAAAUAUGACUAUUAUAUUGCGGGGUGGUGUGUGCAUUCAA
Molecule: messenger RNA, 1053 nt
Organism: Cucumis melo (muskmelon)
Lineage: Eukaryota; Viridiplantae; Streptophyta; Magnoliopsida; Cucurbitales; Cucurbitaceae
Product: B3 domain-containing protein At5g42700-like
Exons: 7
Coding region: 115-804 (229 amino acids)
Molecular function (GO): DNA binding
Source: RefSeq, a predicted model, not a curated record